AUGUCAGGUCAUCAUCAUUACUUCGGAGUCCUAUUGUUAAUAUAUGGAGGGAGCUUCAGUUAUUCCUACAGGCUCCUAGACAGCCAGACAUGUGCAGCCCCAAUGAAGAUGCCACUUUUUGAGGAACAACAUCUGAACGAUCAGCACAGGAACUUCUACAACGUCCACCAAGUACCCAGAAGGAAUCCCUCCAUUGUGAACGAGAUCAAAUCGGAGAACUGGCUAAUGCGAAUUAUUAAUAUAAAAUCCAUUAGGCAUAACCCCACUCAGGAAGACGCGGGAAUGGAGCAAAAACAACAUAUAGAUGGAUGGUUAAAGCGGUUUUUAAACAUCCUCAACUCAAAAAGGGAAGAACCAUCGCCUAAAAUUAAUAACGAACCGAAGAUAUUAUUCUUGUUAAAGAGGAACCCUUAUCAUAGAGAAGAGCAUCGAAUUAUAAAGAGGGACCCACUGCCAAACACUUUCAUGUGA
Messenger RNA from Drosophila serrata, 471 nucleotides. It is a transcript of the gene Sgsf, whose product is annotated as Salivary gland-derived secreted factor. The record is from RefSeq and is a predicted model, not a curated record. Lineage: Eukaryota; Metazoa; Arthropoda; Insecta; Diptera; Drosophilidae.